GAGAGACGCGGGGGGGAGACCGAAGCCGAGGCCGGAGGAGCAUCAGCACCGCCGCCGCCGCCGCCGCCGCCUCCGUCCAUCUUCUGCAAGCCGGCCGGCCGAGCAGGUGCGGCGGCGGAGGGGGUGGCUGGGCAAGCGCAUCGGCGGCGCCUCCGCCAAGAUGUUGGAGAUCCAGCUGGACGAUGGCGGCGUCGGCGGCUACCCGGGGGACGACUACUGCUCGGGCUCGGUGAUGUCGGAGCGCGUCUCGGGCCUGGCCAACAGCAUCUACCGCGAGUUCGAGCGCCUGAUCCGCUGCUACGACGAGGAGGUGGUGAAAGAGCUGAUGCCGCUGGUGGUGACGGUGCUGGAGAACCUCGACUCGGUGCUGACCGACAACCAGGAGCACGAGGUGGAGCUGGAGCUGCUGCGGGAGGACAACGAGCAGCUGCUCACCCAGUACGAGCGGGAGAAGGCGCUGCGCAAGCAGGCCGAGGAGAAAUUUAUUGAAUUUGAAGAUGCACUGGAACAGGAAAAGAAAGAGUUGCAGGUUCAGGUUGAGCACCUGGAAUUUCAAACACGGCAGCUGGAGCUGAAGGCCAAGAACUAUGCCGACCAGAUUUCCCGGUUGGAGGAGCGUGAAUCUGAAAUGAAGAAAGAAUACAAUGCUCUACACCAGCGGCACACAGAGAUGAUCCAGACCUAUGUGGAGCACAUUGAGAGAUCCAAGAUGCAGCAGGUCGCUGGAAAUAGCCAAAACGAGAGUGGUCUGUCUGGGAGAAGUCACCACCCAUCAUGGAGAAAAAGCAUGAAGAGGCGUCCUAAUUCACUGAAUAUUGUCCCCAUAGACGAUGGUCUUUGUCCACCUGAUGAAAUGUCGGAAUCUGGACAGUCCUCUGCAGCCGCCACGCCCAGCACCACAGGAACAAAAUCGAAUACCCCCACAUCCUCGGUGCCCUCGGCUGCUGUGACGCCCCUAAAUGAGAGCCUUCAGUCGAUGAAUGACUACGUCACCUCCAAAAACAACAAACGGUCACGGGAGAAACGGAACAGCAGAAAUAUGGAAGUUCAAGUGGUCCAGGAGACAAGGAACGUGAGCAUAGGAAUGGGAAGCAGUGACGAGGGGUCGGAUUUUCAAGAUAUUGACUCUACUCCAGAGUUGGACAUGUGCCAGGAUCCUAGACUGGAGCGCUCAGGGAACAGCCCAACACAAGGGAUAGUGAAUAAAGCCUUCGGCAUCAAUACUGAUUCCCUGUAUACUGAGCUUACUGAAGUCGGCUCAGAGGCCAUUGGAGACGUGGAUGAAGGAGCAGAUCUGCUAGGGGAAUUUUCAGGAAUGGGCAAAGAAGUGGGGAAUCUCUUGAUGGAGAAUACGCAGCUGCUAGAAACCAAAAAUGCUUUGAAUAUUGUGAAGAAUGACUUAAUUGCAAAAGUGGACCAGCUUACAGGAGAACAGGAGGUGUUGAAAGGAGAGCUGGAAGCAGUGAAGCAGGCGAAAUCCAAAAUGGAAGCCCGUGUCAAGGAACUAGAGGAAGAGCUUAAAAAAGUGAAAUCGGAGGUGAUAGUUGCCCGCCGAGAACCCAAAGAAGAGUUGGAGGAUGUAAGCAGCUAUCUCUGUACAGAAUUGGACAACAUCCCUAUUGCGCAGAGGCGGCGCUUCACCCGUGUGGAGAUGGCUCGCGUUCUGAUGGAGCGCAACCAGUACAAGGAAAGGUUGAUGGAGCUGCAGGAGGCUGUCAGGUGGACAGAGAUGAUCAGAGCCUCCCGGGAACAUCCUUCCGUUCAGGAGAAGAAAAAAUCCACCAUUUGGCAGUUCUUCAGCCGAUUGUUCAGUUCCUCCUCCAGCCCUCCCCCAGCGAAAAGGAGCUACCCAUCAGUGAAUAUCCACUACAAAUCUCCCACAGCAGCUGGGUUAAGCCAGCGUCGCAGCCAUACCUUGUGUCAAAUCUCUGCCGGGAACCGAACUCUUGAGUUUUUCCCAGAUGAUGAUUGCACAUCAACAGCACGUCGUGAGCAGAAGCGAGAGCAAUACCGUCAAGUCCGCGAACACGUCCGGAAUGAUGAUGGCCGCUUACAGGCCUGCGGGUGGAGCCUGCCAGCCAAAUACAAACAGUUGAGUCCCAACGGUGGCCAAGAAGAUAAUCGGAUGAAAAAUGUCCCUGUGCCUGUUUACUGUCGUCCCUUGGUGGAAAAGGACCCAACCAUGAAGUUGUGGUGUGCAGCUGGUGUAAAUUUGACCGGCUGGAAGCCCGGAGUGGAACCAGAUGUUACAAAUGGUCAAAAACCUGAUCCGGGAUGUGAUCCACUUACCUGUGAUCGAGAGGCGGAAGGAGAGAAUACGAAGAGUAAUCACCAAUCUCCAGAAAAGAAAAAGACCAAAGAACUUCAUGAGAUGGAUGCCACAUCCAGUAGAGUCUGGAUCCUCACCAGCACCUUAUCUACUAGCAAAGUGGUUAUCAUUGAUGCCAACCAACCAGGAACGGUGGUGGAUCAUUUCACGGUGUGCAACGCCCACGUCCUUUGCAUCUCCAGCAUUCCAGCGGCCUGUGAUACUGACUACCCUCCUGGAGAAAUAUUUCUAGAAAGGGACUUGAACCCUGAGGAAUCUUCGGGAACAGAUGGAGUCUUAGCAGGCAUCACUUUAGUUGGCUGUGCAACUCGUUGCAAUGUUCCCAACAGCAAUUGCUCCUCCCGUGGAGACACCCCCGUGUUGGAUAAAGGACAAAAUGAAGUGGCUGCCACGAGCAAUGGUAGGAUUGAUCAGUCCCAGUCCACGGAAGAAGCCACCGAAGCCACGGAGGUGCCAGAGAAUGGCGUGAGCGAAAUGGAGCCAGCUCAGGUCCGGACUGGCCCCCUUACAGAACAUGUGUUUACUGACCCAACUCCAGCUCCAGCACCUGCAAGGCAGAACAGCUCCCAGCAGAGCACUAACCGGAUCUGAAUCUGUUUAGCUCCUCAACCCAAAGAAGAUUAUCCAGAGGUUUCCACUGCACUGCCAAAAUAAUCCUGUCUAAUAUUCCUUCCUGCCAGGUUGUAUGUACACUCAGCAGUGUCAAACUGGAAGAAGUGCCUACAUUCCAUCAAGUUGAAGGAUUCAGUACUAAGUUUGGUGCACGUGAAAGGGCGAGUCCUUGUGGCCCUGGCAGAUGGGACCCUUGCCAUAUUCCAUCGGGGAGAAGAUGGUCAGUGGGAUCUCAGCAAUUACCAUCUCAUGGACCUAGGCCACACCCAUCAUUCCAUUCGCUGCAUGGCUGUGGUAUACGACAGAGUGUGGUGUGGCUACAAGAACAAAAUUCAUGUCAUCCAGCCAAAGACAAUGCAGAUCGAGAAGUCCUUUGAUGCUCAUCCACGCCGGGAAAGCCAGAUCCGGCAGCUGGCCUGGAUUGGAGAUGGAGUUUGGGUUUCCAUCCGUCUGGACUCCACUUUACGGCUCUAUCAUGCCCACACUCAUCAACAUCUCCAGGAUGUGGAUAUUGAGCCCUAUGUCAGCAAAAUGUUAGGGACUGGAAAACUGGGUUUCUCCUUUGUGCGAAUCACAGCUUUACUCAUCGCUGGCAAUCGCCUGUGGGUCGGCACGGGCAACGGAGUGGUCAUUUCUAUCCCUUUGACUGAGACGGUAGUCCUUCACCGAGGUCAGCUUCUUGGGCUCAGGGCCAACAAGACCUCGCCAACAUCUGGAGAGGGGAACCGCCCUGGAGGGGUCAUCCAUGUCUACGGUGGAGAUGACAGCAAUGACAAGUCCACCAGUAGCUUCAUCCCCUAUUGUUCUAUGGCGCAAGCCCAGCUCUGUUUCCAUGGACAUCGCGAUGCGGUCAAGUUCUUUGUCUCCGUCCCUGGAAACGUCCUUGCCACGUUGAAUGGGAGUGUUCUGGACAGUCCUUCAGAGAACCCCAGCACAGACACCGUCGAGGAGGAAGGACAGAAGCUGAAAAAUGUCCUCGUGCUAAGUGGGGGUGAAGGAUACAUUGACUUCCGGAUUGGAGAUGGAGAAGACGAUGAGACCGAAGAAAACACGGGCGAUGUUGCCCAGGUGAAGCCUAUUCUCUCCAAGGCUGAACGAAGCCACAUCAUCGUCUGGCAGGUAUCUUAUAUCCCGGAAUGAGCCUCUCUUCUCUUCCUGCCAAUGUAAUUUUCUCCCUUCUACUGACACCCACUUCCCGAAUGCCAAUAUGUACAUAUGGAACUUUUGCAUAAUUCCUACCGCUGGCCUGUCCGAUCCCAGAUAACUACAACUGUUCCUGUGCCAUGCAGUGGCUCCCUCCCUCUCCAGGUUUACAGUGAUGGUCUUGAGCUGGUGGGACUUUCUAGACUGGCUGGGUUACCGCUGGCUUUCCGGCAAGAGGGAAUUUGUGGAUGAAGUUGUUGCACCAGAAGUCGAGACGCGCAAAGGAAGAUCACCCUUGGCUCAGAAGGACUGGACAACUUUCCCCUCCUUCUCUUCCUUCUUUCCUUCUUUCCUACCUGCAUGGAGAAAAGUACCUAUGAACUGCUUAACUGGCUCACUCCCUUUACCAACAUGGAAACCGUGUCGACAGUUGGAUUGGGUCUCCAAGCCAGUAUGAGCGAGAUGUUUUUGAGAGCAAGCAACAUCCCUGUUACCUUUCUCCUUCGCAAUUAUUCUGUGAGGUCCGGGCACGAAUUUAGGAGCGAUCUGAACUUGGCUAACAUGUCUUAAAAUCUGUACCAGGAAGGUUUUCAGGUAUGUUUGGGAAUUAUAGCCACAUGUCAGCAGUUGGCAUUGUAUCUAAAAUAUGGGCUCUGGGCACAGGAUGAGUUCCCAUCGCUAAAUUUAUUUUAAUUGGGCACUGGUGGGUUCACUGUGGUCUAGGCACCACUCUGGUAAACCGUUCUGAGCUCUUGGAAGGAGCAGAAGGAUAGAGUUGCAAUAAAGAUAAUAAGGGUUUACCAGAUGAGCAGGGAGGCUACCUGAAGGUGGGAUUGCCUUCUUGCUACUCUAUACCUGCCUUAUGGCAAAUGGCAUCCUAAAGGAUGAGAAGGCAAGAUACACAUUGAGGAUCUUGUUUACAGCAAGCCAGAAAAACCUGAACUUCUUCCUCCUUGAAAUAUUGCAGUAUUCCAGAACCGUGUUGGAUGGAUAUUUUGGAGGGUAAAAGCCACGUUCAAUGUAUCUGGGGAAACUGCAGGAAUAUAAGUCAGGUGAUCUAUCUCGAAAAGAGAAAAGUCAGGGCAGGAACUAAGAGAAAUGGAAGACAAAUGGGUCAGAGAAUGCAAGAGUGGAAACUGUAGAGAGAUAGGCAAUUGUCCGGGAGAAGGAAGUAGGGAGGAGGGGAAGUGAAGGACAGCUGGAGGUUCCUUCUUAGGCUAGGAGUUGUAGAAGCAGCAACAGAAAUCUGAGAUAGACGAGCCUGAUGAGGUCCAAAAAGGCUGCUAAGGAGAUGAACUUUAUCUUCUAUAAAGAUACAUUAUUUGGAGGUGUUUCAAAGGUUGAUGAGCUUGGUCAGACCCCAGGACCAUCCCAGAUGGGCUUAGUAUCUCUUCUAGCCUUUCCCAACUGGAUGCCUUCCAGCUGGGUCUAUCAAGGCAAUUCCCCCAGUCAGUUAAGGUCAGCUUCUAGGGUCUUCAUCGACACAUCCGUGUUGGUUUCUUCUUCCCCUUUUUCCAACCACAGUCUGGCCUACAACCCUGGGGUUUGUUGAUGGCCUCCUAUGCCAGUCUGACCUGCUUGGCUUUUGGGGAUCAGCCAUGGUUCACCAGGUGCUACAACCUACCUAAACAUAUGAGGACUAUGUUUCCCCAAAACUUAAAUCAAGGGACUUCUAACUUGGCAAGUUUAAGACUUGUGGACUUCAACUCCCAGAAUUCCUGAGCUAACAUAACUGGAGGAGGAAUCCUGGGAGUUGACAUCCACAAGUCUUAAAUAUGUCAAGUUUGAAGACCCCUGCUCUAAAUCCACCUGGCCAAAAGGGAAUUCAGAAAGUUGUACUUCUAACACGAAGGGUAGCAAAUUGAGAAGGUUGAAUAUAGCAUGACAAACCCAUCCAGCCUACGAAAUUGGCUCCGUGAUAAAAAUGAAAGGUUGAUUGAAGCCGCAAUGCUAUUCAUGGCUCAGAAAGUAGGCUGUUCUUAGUUUGAUGGGAUUUGCUUCUGGGUAGUUACAAAGCACUGCGUUUUCCCAAGAGGAGAAUGAACAAACAUAUAUAUAAAGAAAGAGAGACGGUGCUUAGGAUGGGUACUCUACAACGUUUCUUGGCCAUGUUAAGAAAUUUGGAUUUAAAAUCAUGGAGAAUUCUGGGAGUUGAGAUCCACACUUCUUAAAAGUGGCCGAGGUGAAGAAACUCUGCAAAGAAAAAAAAAACUAAACCAAAAAAAAAAAAAAUAGCAAAGGCACGAGAGCAUAUCCUGUUCUUACAUACAUUUGAAACCGAGUUUGUUUCUUUCUUUGUUUUUUAAAGUUUGAUGAAGUCUCCAGCCUCUCUCAUUUUUCCGGCAUUUACUAGUCCUAACCUUGCUUGUUUGCUGCAUCUGCUCCCAAGCCUUUUGCAGUUGGGAGCAUGUUGAAAAGAAGCACACACACGUGUGAAUGGCGUGGAGGAGGAAGAGGAGGAGGAGGAGACAGUGAAGGAGACAGCAUCUAAAGAAUGUGCUCCUUUUUAGGGGCUGUCAGCCAGCCAGGAGGAACGCUGACUGAGGGGCCUCACACACAGAGAGAGAGAAACCUUUCCUGCUGCAAUUCCACUGUGAUGUAUGUAAAGUUGACUUGUAUGUUAUAAAAGGAUUUUUUUAAAAAAAGUUGUCUUGAGGCUGUAAAACUCUGCUGUUUUGUUUGAAGAUGUAAAGAGACGGCUGUAUGAAAACUAAACCUCCCCCGUGCUUUCUCCCUUCCGUGCUACCAAACAAACUGAAAAUCAUAUCUGUUCUGUAUGUAAUAAAAAUGUAUUAUCGUCACGGGUCUGAGAGCAUUGCUGAAACCCCUGAGAAAGAUGGAAGAUUCUCACAUGCAACUUCCAAGGAGGGAGGCCUCCACCUCUUAGUGGAAUACACACCAGUGGGGGGGGGGGGAGAAAGUGACAUUGUUAAGUGUGUAGUCAGAGUUCUACGUGGCUGGUACAUAUUGUGGAAGCGUUAACGCUCUCUAAAGUUACUUGUUUUCUUGGAGACAUCUCAUGACCCAACUAGGUAUCAUCAUCAGUACCAGAAGGGGGUGGGGGUUUUGCUCUUUUUCUAUGUACUGUACUAGUGGCUUUCCCUAUCAGUGUUGGUAGGGGUGUUGUUCUUUCCAUGACAGCUCCUUGGUUAGGCUGUUGUUUACUGUUCGUUUGUCUGAGUUGGUACUUUCCUCACUGCAGUAUUGUUUACUGAUGGAUUUUUGGUUUGAUUUUAACCCUUGUUUUAAUCUUGAUUUAUCUGGGUGUUGAUUGCUGGCAAGGAGGCAUUCUGGUGAAGUAGGUAAACGAAUCAAAGUAAAUAGUAAACAGUUCCAAAGGUUCUUUUAUACAAGAGGCAGCUAGACUUUCUGGUUUUUCUUUGAAGACCCAAGAAGCUUCUUCAGCUUUGACUGGAAGAUGGGGAACGGAAGGAUUUAUAUUCCUUGCAGACAGCUUC
Molecule: messenger RNA, 7542 nt
Organism: Notechis scutatus (mainland tiger snake)
Lineage: Eukaryota; Metazoa; Chordata; Lepidosauria; Squamata; Elapidae
Source: RefSeq, a predicted model, not a curated record